Molecule: messenger RNA, 687 nt
Organism: Protopolystoma xenopodis
Lineage: Eukaryota; Metazoa; Platyhelminthes; Monogenea; Polystomatidea; Polystomatidae
Source: the annotation of a GenBank genome assembly
AUGACUUCGGUGUACGCGUGUCCCUCGGCUGCACUGCAGCCGGACCGGGCGGCCAGCGUCCGCCGUCAGCCGAGUCUCCGCCCCCGCGGACGCGACGCCCGGCCCGGCUCGGGCGGCCCGACCGACGAGCGGCAGUCGGUGCCUCGCCGCGUGUGCACACACGCCGGUGCAGACUGGGAAGAGGUGCGCAUCAGCCUGGCCUGCCUGGGCUACACGACCACGCCCGAGGGCGGCGCAAGGCCACACUCGGCGGGCACGCGUGACCGACGCCCGGCUGCACUCAGGCCCGCCUCGCUCACCGCCUGCCUCGGCCUCCAGCCAAUCCGCUGCCAGUCGAUACGCCUCAGUCUGGCCGACUUGGCGCCCAUCUAUCGUCGCCGGACCGCCCCGAUUGGCCGAUCGGCCUGGGCACGCAAAGACUGCCAGAUCAAAGUGCCCCAGCCCGGAGCACAGACUGCCCUGGGCAGCAGCCGAGACAGCCUCGAACGAGGGCACAGGCACCAACAGUGCAGUGAUUCCGGGGCAAGUGGAUAUCGAGAAGAUCCAGCCGAGUCCGCUCACACCGUCUCGAGUACAAAACCGCGCCUCCGAUUGUGGACUAGAACUAACAAGGGUCGAUCUCAUUGGAACAAGUUUCUUCUGCUUAGAAUGGUAACUACCCCAUUUUGUUGCAUAAAAUUGUCUUGA